This is a messenger RNA of Acanthisitta chloris (rifleman), 287 nucleotides long. RefSeq names its product C-type lectin domain family 4 member D-like. The annotation marks the transcript as partial. The record is from RefSeq and is a predicted model, not a curated record. The transcript is spliced from 2 exons. NCBI's taxonomy places the organism in Eukaryota, Metazoa, Chordata, Aves, Passeriformes, Acanthisittidae.
UGGAGGGCUGGAUUUUCUGCCCAAACGGCUGGAGGUGCUUUCAAGGAAACUGUUAUUACCUAUCCAUUGAUACAAUGUCGUGGGUUGAGAGUGAGCAGAACUGCACUGGGAUGGGCUCCCACCUGGUGGUGAUCAACAGUGCAGCAGAGCAGGAGUUCCUUUUCAACUUGGCAAAAGAAAAAGUUACUAGCAACUAUGAAACAAAGUACUACAUAGGCUUAUCUGCUUACAAAAAUGGGCAAUGGCAGUGGGUGGACCAGACUCCGUAUGAGAAGACAGCCACGUGA